Alternaria viburni is the source of this 210-nucleotide messenger RNA. RefSeq lists its product as uncharacterized. The transcript has 2 exons. The coding region runs from base 1 to 210 and encodes 69 amino acids. The record is from RefSeq and is a predicted model, not a curated record. Lineage: Eukaryota; Fungi; Ascomycota; Dothideomycetes; Pleosporales; Pleosporaceae.
AUGUUCGACCCGGAUACGGCGCCUUUCUUUGGCCCUAGCACCAUCGUCUAUCCCUCCGUCACCGAGUCCGCUCCGCGCUAUGGCCAACUCGACCCUCUCGACUUCAACGCUGUCGCGCAACUCUACAACCUCGCAUACCUCGACACAUUCGUCGACACACUCUUCUACAUCGGUCAGGACUUCGCGCACGCCGACUCCUACAGCGGAUGA